Messenger RNA from Pocillopora meandrina, 1155 nucleotides. Lineage: Eukaryota; Metazoa; Cnidaria; Anthozoa; Scleractinia; Pocilloporidae. The record is from the annotation of a GenBank genome assembly.
AUGGCAGUAUUUGAAAAUGUAUCGCUACAAGGCAAUGGCGAAACAACUGCAAGCAGCAAUAGUACUCCUUCUCAAGAAGAGUGCUUUGGUCUUCCAACACAAGUUAAUAUCGCGUUACACGUUUUCACGCUCUUUGCAUCCUUGAUGGGAAAUUCCCUUCUAAUCACUGCUUUUGUUAGAAUGAAAGAAAAAGUAAUCCUAGUGAUCGCUAACAUGGCUGCAUCAGACCUUCUGGUAGUAAUCUUUCUACUUCCUCGCUUCAUUGUAGCGGAGGCGCUCAGGUCUAAUGUUUUUCUUAUCCACGGAGGAGGGGGCACAUUUUUGUGCAAGGUGUGCAGCUUCUUCAGCGACAUGUCGUUGUCGGUGUCAACUCUAAGUUUGGUCGUGAUCGCGGUUGAGCGCUUUCUAGCUGUGGUGUACCCUCUUCUGUAUAUGAAAACCUCUGGCAAGAGACGUCGUCUUCUCGUAGCUUCAACUUGGAUCUUGGCCGCAGCAUUUCACUUGCCGUACUUUUACACUUUUCGACUGGUGAGAGAAGUCGAUAAUCAAGGUUAUGACUAUCAUGUCUGUCAAUCAAGCUGGGAACCAGCUUUCAAUGACCAGUCUGCGCGUCGUCGCUACAACAUCUUUCUCUAUACAACCGUUUUGAUUAUACCAUUGCUCGUUAUUUCUGUUUUGCACAUUACUGUCGCUUUUCAUCUUCGAAAGGACAAAAUGAGUUCAUGUCGAAACGAGAACGGAACAAAACGGAUUCGAAAACGCACCCGGAGCCUACUCAUGAUGGCCAUUUCUACUGUUACAGCAUUUCUGAUCUGUUGGACGCUCCAAAUCGCUACAACUUUCGUCUCCCUCUUUUCACCCGGGUUGUUUCGAAAGUGCAGCAAAAUGUUCACGGUCGUGUAUUCUCUCUCGCACAUUUUGGCAAGUUGCUAUUGCGCAAUCAAUCCCUGGAUAUGCCUCUUCUUAAUUCCAAGGCUUUUUCGCGAAUUGAAAAUUAUGGUGCAUAGAAGAACAUUUCGGCAGUAUGCAAUGAAGGGCCAAAAAAUGGGGUCUGAGACCGAAAGUAGUAAUGUCCGGCUUCGAUUUGAGAGUCGCACGUGUUCAUUCACACCUAAUGGCGAUAAUCACGAAAAAUCGACCGAAAGAAGUUACUGA